GUUCGUGAUCUAUGUCUUUGUCACCUAACCUCUCAAAAUGCGUCAAACAAAACUGAUUAAAAUUAUAAUAAAUUGAAUAAAAUUGAAAUAUAUUUUUUACCAAAUAUGGAAGAUGGGCCGCCUAAAAGAGGUCGGGGACGAGGCCGAGGUGGUCGUGGAAGAGGUAGAGGAAGGGGUCGUGGGAGAGGAAGAGGUAAAAAACCCGUAAAAGUUAUAGAAAGCGAUGAAGAGGUAGAACAACAACAGCCUCCAGCUGAAGAAACUAACGACGAAACAAAAAAUCAAGAUGAAAACACUGAAAACGAGGCACCUAAAAUUGAUUUGGAGGCUGAUAUAUCACAACUGGAGGCUCCAACAUUCACCACAAUUAAUCGAGGUCCACCAGAACCUAUGCUCAGGCUGGACUGGAAUCAUAAAGUGAAUUUGAUGGGUGAAAAGGUUCUGAAUCCUAUGAUCCAUUGCUGUGAUAAGUGCUUGAAACCUAUAUUGAUAUAUGGGAGAAUGAUUCCAUGUAAACACGUAUUUUGUCUUGCUUGUGGAAAACAAGAUCAGAAACAAUGUCCAAGAUGUCUAGAAAAGGUUUCAAGAGUUGAGCAAACUGGGUUAGGCACAGUUUUUAUGUGUACUCAUGGAGGCACACGUUAUGGAACCUCUGGAUGUAGAAGAACCUACCUGUCACAUCGAGAUCUUCAGGCUCACAUAAAUCAUCGUCAUGUUUCUAAUAUUGUCACCCAACAGCCACAGCAAGCGAUGGAGGUUACACAGGAGGUUGAACGAACUCAACAAUCUAGGUCUAAAAGUGAUCCGAGAGGUGGUAUUGUUAUUCCAACUUCGACUAGAUCCAGACCAACUCCCAUACAGAGUAGUGGAGUACGAACCAAUUUAAUAACAGUGCCGAUUCAAGAUACAGCACCUUCUCAGACUCAAAUUCACGAAACUCCACCUUCAUCCCAUGCAUUUUAUAACCAGUAUCCACAAGCUAACAGUUACAGCCAAUCUUUACCGCCAAUGCAUAUUCCACCUCCUCAACAAAACCAAUAUUAUACCGCUCCACCAGCUUACAGUCCAGCCCAACAACACUCUUAUCCGUAUGUAGUAACAGCCCCCCAACCUUCGCCAGCUUAUUCGACAACUCCUGUUCAAACUAGACCUGGAACCCAGUUCGAUUAUACAACAGCUCCCCCACCUCAGUGGAACAAUGCACAACAAUAUUACAGGUAGAAAACUAUUUAUCGUUUACCUUCAAUUAAUUUUAAAUAUUUAUAAUGACUGAUAGGAUCAUUAUUAUCAAUUUAUUGUUAAUUAUGGAGAUGUAUAUAAAUUUGAAUUUAUUAUUUGCAAUAUUUUGUUGUCAGUGUGUGGAAAAUACAGAUUAAUUAACAACCAUAA
Molecule: messenger RNA, 1389 nt
Organism: Coccinella septempunctata (seven-spotted ladybird)
Lineage: Eukaryota; Metazoa; Arthropoda; Insecta; Coleoptera; Coccinellidae
Gene: Hakai
Product: E3 ubiquitin-protein ligase Hakai
Exons: 4
Coding region: 106-1221 (371 amino acids)
Biological process (GO): regulation of cell adhesion; protein ubiquitination
Molecular function (GO): ubiquitin protein ligase activity
Source: RefSeq, a predicted model, not a curated record